Mucor mucedo is the source of this 171-nucleotide messenger RNA. RefSeq lists its product as uncharacterized. The transcript is spliced from 2 exons. NCBI's taxonomy places the organism in Eukaryota, Fungi, Mucoromycota, Mucoromycetes, Mucorales, Mucoraceae. The record is from RefSeq and is a predicted model, not a curated record. The coding region runs from base 1 to 171 and encodes 56 amino acids.
AUGUCAAAAAUCUGGAAAGCAUUAGCUGUUUCUUUUGGUGCUUUAGCUGGCGGCGCAGGCGGAUUUUAUGUCUUGGAAAUGUACAAAAUUAAGUCGAAGGAGAAGAGACUUGCCAUGUUAUUAGACAAAAAAAAGGAAUACGAAAACUUACAAAGAGAGGAGUCGUUAUAA